Molecule: messenger RNA, 348 nt
Organism: Letharia columbiana
Lineage: Eukaryota; Fungi; Ascomycota; Lecanoromycetes; Lecanorales; Parmeliaceae
Exons: 2
Coding region: 1-348 (115 amino acids)
Source: RefSeq, a predicted model, not a curated record
AUGAUGUCCGCCGACUGCAGCGGCGUCGGGCCGGCGGACCCGUCCUUCGGCGACGGCCUCAACGCCAACGGUGGCGGCGUUUACGCCACGGAGUGGACGAGCGAGCAGAUCAACGCCUGGUUCUUCCCCCGCGCGCCCCGCGGGCGGGCUGGGGCUCCCCGACGGCGCAGUGGGUGGGCGGGGACGGGCGACUGGGCCGCCGGCGUCUGGCCCUACACGACCCAAUGCGCCCCCCUCGCCCCCCCUCCUCACCAGGACUACGUCCACGGAACCACCCCGAGGCCUACGCCGACACAUCAAGCAAUUUACGAUCCGCUCAAUGUACGGAGGCUCGAUCUCGCUUCAUAG